Piliocolobus tephrosceles (Ugandan red Colobus) is the source of this 1208-nucleotide messenger RNA. RefSeq names its product VPS29 retromer complex component (gene VPS29). Lineage: Eukaryota; Metazoa; Chordata; Mammalia; Primates; Cercopithecidae. Gene Ontology annotation, cellular component: retromer complex. The record is from RefSeq and is a predicted model, not a curated record. Gene Ontology annotation, biological process: retrograde transport, endosome to Golgi. The coding region runs from base 135 to 728 and encodes 197 amino acids. The transcript has 5 exons.
AUUGGUUGCGGUUAAGUAGGCGGGUCGCCGAGGAGCCUGAAGAAGAGGGCGGCGGCAGUGGUGGUGACUGAGCGGAGCCCGGUGACAGGAUGGCUGGGCACAGAGUAAGUUUCUUCACUUAGCUCCUACUAACCAUGGUGGUUGGGUGGCUGUUUACUGACUGGAUUUCUCACCCUUUUAAGUUGGUGUUGGUAUUAGGAGAUCUGCACAUCCCACACCGGUGCAACAGUUUGCCAGCUAAAUUCAAAAAACUCCUGGUGCCAGGAAAAAUUCAGCACAUUCUCUGCACAGGAAACCUUUGCACCAAAGAGAGUUAUGACUAUCUCAAGACUCUGGCUGGUGAUGUUCAUAUUGUGAGAGGAGACUUCGAUGAGAAUCUGAAUUAUCCGGAACAGAAAGUUGUGACUGUUGGACAGUUCAAAAUUGGUCUGAUCCAUGGACAUCAAGUUAUUCCAUGGGGAGAUAUGGCCAGCUUAGCCCUGUUGCAGAGGCAGUUUGAUGUGGACAUUCUUAUCUCAGGACACACACACAAAUUUGAAGCAUUUGAGCAUGAAAAUAAAUUCUACAUUAAUCCAGGUUCUGCCACUGGGGCAUAUAAUGCCUUGGAAACAAACAUUAUUCCAUCAUUUGUGUUGAUGGAUAUCCAGGCUUCCACAGUGGUCACCUAUGUGUAUCAGCUAAUUGGAGAUGAUGUGAAAGUAGAACGAAUUGAAUACAAAAAAUCUUAAAGCCAGGCCUGUCCUGAUGAUUUUUUUUUUCAUUGUCCUGUUGAAAUCAAGUAAUUAAACAUUUAAGAGCCACAAAAUUGUAUCACUUUUAUAAUAUUUUGCAGUAAAAUAUAAUACCAUCUUCUCUGUUAAUACAUAAUUGCUCUAAGCUUCCUGUAAACUGUAAGAUAUAUUUAGUUUAUAGUAUAUGAAUUCUAUGAAAAAAUGUCCACAACACAGUAAUUGGUCACUUGUUAAGAAAAAUUUAUCCUUGUAAAUAUCUUCAAAGUUGGUAUUUGGAACUUUAUUCCAAAAGUAGUGCAUGUGGAGAAAGAAUUUAGACUAUCUUGUAUACAUUUUUCUCUUCUCUAGUAAUAAACAAUUACCUUUCAUUUAUACUUUCUUGAUAACCUGUAUUUAAUUUUAAAAAACAUAAAAAUGAGGAACCAAGUGAAACUACGCAUAUAAAUAUUAAAGUGAAGUGGACGAGAUGACCUUUCA